Molecule: messenger RNA, 4014 nt
Organism: Pipistrellus nathusii (Nathusius's pipistrelle)
Lineage: Eukaryota; Metazoa; Chordata; Mammalia; Chiroptera; Vespertilionidae
Source: the annotation of a GenBank genome assembly
AUGAGGGCGCCCCGGGCCCUGCAGGUGCUGGGCCUCCUCCUCGGCCUGGCCCGGGGCUCCGACGUGGGCAGCUCGCAGGCAGUGUGUCCCGGGACGCUGAACGGCCUGAGUGUGACGGGCGACGCCGAGAACCAGUACCAGACGCUGCACAAGCAGUACGAGCGGUGCGAGGUGGUGAUGGGAAACCUGGAGAUCGUGCUCACGGGACACAACGCUGACCUCUCCUUCCUGCAGUGGAUCCGAGAGGUGACGGGCUACGUCCUCGUUGCCAUGAACGAGUUCUCCACGCUGCCACUGCCCAACCUCCGCGUGGUGCGGGGCACGCAGGCGUACGACGGCAAGUUCGCCAUCUUCGUCAUGCUCAACUACAACACCAACUCCAGCCGCGCGCUGCGCCAGCUCCGCUUCACCCAGCUCACAGAGAUUCUGUCCGGGGGCGUGUAUAUCGAGAAGAACGACAAACUCUGUCACAUGGACACCAUCGACUGGAGGGACAUCGUGAGGGACCGAGACGCCGAGAUCGUGGUGAAGGACAACGGCAGGAGCUGUGAGCCGUGUCAUGAGGUCUGCAAGGGGCGAUGCUGGGGUCCCGGACCCAAAGACUGCCAGACAUUGACCAAGACCAUCUGUGCGCCUCAGUGCAACGGCCACUGCUUUGGGCCCGACCCCAACCAGUGCUGCCACGACGAGUGUGCGGGGGGCUGCUCCGGCCCUCAGGACACCGACUGCUUUGCCUGCCGGCUCUUCAACGACAGCGGAGCCUGCGUGCGGCAGUGUCCGCAGCCUCUCGUCUACAACAAGCUGACCUUCCAGCUGGAGCCCAAUCCUCACACCAAGUACCAGUACGGAGGCGUCUGCGUGGCCAGCUGCCCCCAUAACUUCGUGGUGGACCAGACGUCGUGCGUCAGGGCCUGCCCUCCUGACAAGAUGGAAGUGGAUAAAAAUGGACUCAAGAUAUGUGAACCUUGUGGGGGGCUUUGCCCCAAAGCUUGUGAGGGGACCGGCUCUGGGAGCCGAUAUCAGACUGUGGAUUCGAGCAACAUUGACGGGUUUGUGAACUGCACCAAGAUCCUGGGCAACCUGGACUUCCUCAUCACCGGCCUCAACGGAGACCCUUGGCACAAGAUCCCUGCCUUGGACCCCGAGAAGCUCAAUGUCUUCCGGACCGUACGGGAGAUCACGGGCUACCUGAACAUCCAGUCCUGGCCUCCCCACAUGCACAACUUCAGUGUCUUCUCCAACCUGACCACCAUUGGGGGCAGAAGCCUGUACAACCGGGGCUUCUCACUGCUGAUCAUGAAGAACUUGAACAUAACAUCUCUGGGCUUCCGGUCCCUGAAAGAGAUCAGUGCUGGGCGGAUCUACAUAAGUGCCAAUCGGCAGCUCUGCUACCACCACUCUCUCAACUGGACCAGGCUGCUUCGAGGGCCUUCUGAGGAGAGACUGGACAUCAAGCACAAUCGGCCCCGCAGAGACUGCGUGGCAGAGGGCAAAGUGUGUGACCCACUCUGCUCCUCUGGGGGAUGCUGGGGCCCAGGCCCUGGUCAGUGCCUGUCCUGUCGAAACUACAGCCGAGGAGGUGUCUGUGUGACCCACUGCAACUUUCUGAAUGGGGAGCCUCGUGAGUUUGCCCAUGAGGCUGAAUGCUUCCCCUGCCACCCGGAAUGCCAGCUCUUGGAGGGCACUGCCACAUGCAAUGGCUCGGGCUCCGAUGCUUGUGCCCAGUGUGCCCAUUUUCGAGAUGGGCCCCACUGCGUGAGCAGCUGCCCCUCUGGAGUGCUGGGUGCCAAGGGCCCCAUCUACAAGUUCCCAGAUGCCCAGAAUGAAUGCCGGCCCUGCCAUGAGAACUGCACCCAGGGGUGUAACGGGCCUGACCUGCAGGACUGCUUGGGCCAAACGCCAGCGAUGAUCAGCAAGACGCAUCUGGCGAUGGCGUUAGCGGUGGUGGUGGGGUUGGUGGUGGUGUUCGUGGUCCUGAGCAGCUCUAUCCUCUACUGGCGUGGGCGUCGGAUCCAGCAUAAGAGGGCGAUGAGGCGCUACUUGGAGCGGGGUGAGAGCAUAGAGCCUCUGGACCCCAGUGAGAAGGCUAACAAAGUCUUGGCCAGAAUCUUCAAGGAGACGGAGCUGAAGAAGCUUAAAGUGCUCGGCUCAGGCGUCUUUGGGACCGUGCACAAGGGAGUGUGGAUUCCGGAGGGCGAGUCCAUAAAGAUCCCAGUCUGCAUAAAAGUCAUUGAGGAUAAGAGUGGACGGCAAAGUUUUCAAGCUGUGACGGAUCACAUGCUGGCCAUUGGCAGCCUGGACCAUGCUCACAUCGUGCGGCUGCUAGGCCUGUGCCCAGGGUCAUCUCUGCAGCUUGUCACUCAGUACUUGCCUCUGGGGUCCCUGCUGGAUCAUGUGAGACAACACCGGGCGUCCCUGGGGCCACAGCUGCUGCUCAAUUGGGGAGUACAGAUUGCCAAGGGUAUGUACUACCUGGAGGAGCAUGGCAUGGUUCACAGGAACUUAGCCGCCCGAAACGUGUUACUCAAGUCAACCAGUCAGGUUCAGGUGGCAGAUUUUGGGGUGGCUGACCUGCUGCCCCCGGAUGAUAAACAGCUGCUGCACAGUGAGGCCAAGACUCCAAUUAAGUGGAUGGCCCUCGAGAGUAUCCACUUUGGGAAAUACACACACCAGAGUGACGUCUGGAGCUACGGUGUGACAGUUUGGGAGCUGAUGACUUUCGGGGCAGAGCCCUAUGCAGGGCUGCGGUUGGCUGAAGUACCAGACCUGCUGGAGAAGGGGGAGCGGUUGGCACAGCCCCAGAUCUGCACCAUUGAUGUCUACAUGGUCAUGGUCAAGUGUUGGAUGAUUGAUGAGAACAUUCGCCCAACCUUUAAAGAACUAGCCAAUGAGUUCACCAGGAUGGCCCGAGACCCACCACGGUAUCUGGUCAUAAAGAGAGAGAGUGGACCUGGAAUCCCCCCUGGGGCAGAGGCCCCUGCUCUGACAGACAAGGAGCUGGAGGAAGUGGAGCUGGAGCCAGAACUGGACCUGGACCUAGACUUGGAGGCAGAGGAGGACAAUCUGACCACAACACUGGGCUCUGCCCUGAGCCUGCCCGUUGGGACACUUACUUGGCCACGUGGGAGCCAGAGCCUUAUAAGCCCAUCAUCUGGAUAUAUGCCUAUGAACCAGAGUAACCUUGGGGAAGCUUGCCAGGAGCCUGUAGCUUGUGGGGGUGGUGAACGGUGCCCCCGGCCAGCCUCUCUGCACCCACGGGGACGCCUGGUGUCAGAGUCAUCGGAGGGCCAUGUGACAGGCUCUGAAGCUGAGCUCCAGGAGAAGGUGUCCAUGUGCAGGAGCCGGAGCCGGAGCCCGCGGCCACGUGGAGACAGUGCCUACCAUUCCCAGCGCCACAGCCUGCUCACUCCCGUCACCCCACUCUCCCCGCCAGGGUUAGAGGAGGAGGAUGUCAAUGGCUAUGUCAUGCCAGACGCACCCCUCAAAGGUACUCCAUCCUCACGGGAAGGGACGCUUUCUUCCGUGGGUCUCAGUUCUGUCCUGGGCACCGAAGAAGAAGAUGAAGAUGAGGAGUAUGAAUACAUGAACCGGAGGAGAAGGCACAGUCCACCUCGUCCCCCAAGGCCGAGUUCCCUCGAGGAGCUGGGCUAUGAGUACAUGGAUGUGGGAUCAGACCUCAGUGCUUCCCUGGGCAGCACCCAGAGUUGCCCGCUCCACCCUGUGCCCAUCAUGCCUACCCCUGGGACAACUCCAGACGAAGACUAUGAAUAUAUGAAUAAGCGACGUGGUGGAGGAGGUGCUGGGGGGGAUUAUGCGGCCAUGGGGGCCUGCCCAGCAGCUGAACAAGGGUAUGAAGAGAUGAAGGCCUUCCAGGGGCCUGGACACUAUGCUCCCCAAGUCCAGUAUGCCCGCCUCAAAACGCUACGUAGCUUAGAAGCCACUGACUCUGCCUUUGAUAACCCGGAUUACUGGCACAGCAGGCUUUUCCCCAAGGCUAACGCCCAGAGAACAUAA